AUGAUGUCAAUGCGAACGCGACGGGACCACCUAUGUUCCUCUUCCCUCAUUCCCACAUCUGUCUGUCGCUCCCAACCCUAUUCUCUCCGAAGCUGCCACCGAACCUGCCGCCGUCGCCGCCGAUGCUGCCGGCUUUAUCAUCGCGCUCCCCACGCUUCUGGUGCUGUCCCUGCGCGCGCCAAUUCCUUUCCGCGCGCCACUUUCCUUCCGCGCGCCAUUCCGCUCUCCUCUCCCCGCUGCUCGCGCGCACCCGUCGCUUCCUUCCGCCGCGCGCUAGCAGCUCUCCUCCCGCUCGUCCUGCUGACAUCGACUCUCACAAUCACUAAUCCCCCUUGCCACGUGGCCCUCGCUGCCACUCUCGACGUGAUGACGCCGAAGGGCGGCUGUCUGACAUCACGCUGCGUCAGCUACACCAAGGGCAGGUGGCUUUUGCCGUCGGGUACGGCGUCGACAAUUAUCAGCGCGAAUGGCAACAUGAACUACGAGCGGUACAAGCUCAUAGACAGCACCACCGUGAUACUAAAGACCACGGCCACAAACGAGAACGGCUGCUGCCAAACGUGCGCGCAAGCCGACAAAUGCGUCUUUUUCCACUACCAGCCGCCAACCGUUGCCGGCACCGCCGGGACCUGCAGGCUGCUACCCAGCCUGACCAAAUUCACUGUGGACAACACUAUAAGGAGCGUCGCGCCGUCUUAUAUCGGGGGCAGCUGCAACCCUCUCGCGACCGGGUAUGAGGAUCCGAGGCUGGUGGUUGGUGGGAGAAGAGGAGGGUGGAGACGACAUAAGCUGCCCAUACGGUCCUGGAUCAGGGAGCUCUACAUGACGUGGCGAGAUCCCAUUGGCCGGAAGCACUCAGUGUUCCUGAAAGCACGGGAUGGCAGGGAGCAGCGGCGGGGGGAGAGGGGAUUCAUUCAGAGGAUGGAGAUGGAUGGGCGAUCAACAACCCCUCCUACCAAGAUGGGUGAGGCAGUGCAAGGGGAAGGGUCCUUUCACAUGGUGCUUCUAUCAGCAGCGCCCAUGGGGGAUGGCAGGGACAGCGACACAUACCGCGUGCACGUGGGGGGAGUAGCAAGCAUGGAGCUCGCCUUGCAUGCCGCACACCCACUGCUGCAGACACCGGACGAGGCACACAUACACUUCAACGUCUAUAUCAAGUACCUCAAUAACACAGAGGCAGUGCAUGGUGUACUCGGGCAGACUUUUCGAGGGGAAAUUACCCGGGCGAAACGCGCAGAGGAGUAUGGGUUGCUGACUAGGCUGCUGAGAGCGCCAAUUCAGGCUGAUGGGGAGACGGGGCGAGGCUUUCUGGAUGGUGACGUGGAGGAUUAUGCCACGUCAGCGAUUGAUGCUGCUGACUGUGCGUUUGCCACGGCAUGGAAUGAGGCUUGGAAGAAGGUUCGGGAGGAGCAGGAGGGUACUGUAGUGGCUGAGGAGGAGGCUCGCGGGGAGGUUGGGGAGGCUCAGGAGGAGGCUUGGGAAGAGGUUCGGCGAGAAAACGUGGCGAAUUUGCCAGAGGAGAGUAGAAUUCAGGGGUCUGAAGAAUAUAGAGAGGAAGGAGAUGCAGGGAGAAGGGUAGGAGGGAAUGGGGAGAAGAGGAAGCAGCAGCAGGAUUAUUUGACUGGCGGGGAGAUGGAGGAAGAGGGAGAUUUUAAGGAUGACAUUAGGAAGAAUGGCAGUGGCGAGAUGGCAGCUGACAGAGAACAACUGGUUUAUGAAAUAUUCCAAUAA
Messenger RNA from Closterium sp. Yama58-4, 1731 nucleotides. The record is from the annotation of a GenBank genome assembly. Lineage: Eukaryota; Viridiplantae; Streptophyta; Zygnematophyceae; Desmidiales; Closteriaceae.